UGACGAUUGCUAUUAUACAAGCAUGAUACUGGGGCGUCGUUUUUAGGGCCCUUAUAGUGUUGGUGUUUGGGGUGGUGGAGUUGGCAGCACAUUUAUCUCCAGUCAGAUACCCCUAUUCACCCAACUACCGGCUGCUAAGUUAGCAUGGGAGCCCUGUCACGCUGUCCUUUCGCAUACUUGUGUCGCCCUCCUUAGAAUACCACCUCAUCGACCGAUUCCAAUUCCCCCGGAAACAGUGGUUCUAGUUUGACAGCUCUCUGGAACAUCCUUGAGCAUCGACCCCAAGAGCUGAGAGGCCCGGCUUCCACCCAUUGCGAAUCGAAGGGGAAGCAUGCUGUCCACGCUGCCGCUAUGUGGCUGGUGCUCUCCGAGUGAUAGUUCGUGGUGCCAACCAAAUGCUCUAGUAUGAGCCAAGACCCUUGGCGCCCAGCUACACUUUGGUCGUGGGCUCGUUUACCGGUAUGCCAACACAAGCAUUCCCCCUUCGUUGUGACAGUUAACAUACGACACAGUGGCAAGUACCAGCCUGGAACAAAAAGUGAUCGGAAAAAAAGUGGUUGGCACAACACCACUUUUUUCCGAUCACUUACCCUUACACCCUGGUACAAGUAGCAAGCAACACAACAGUCUUUCCAGGAGUAUGCCUGGUAGCUCAGGUUUCAUUGGGUAAGGAUGUUGUCAUCGUGGGUAAUACUGCGCGGGUCGAUGGAUGGGAUGGGGCUUGAGGGUUCUACUUACCCACCUCUGAGAGGAUGUCUGGAAAUGCUGACCAGUGUAGCAGGGCGAAGGCUCGGGGCACAAGGAUAUUCUCAGGUUGAUUGUUACGAUUGGCAGAUACCUCCUCCGGCCGAUUUCGUCGCGCCGGAGUUUUAUUCUCCCGGUGUCGGUUUACUCGGUACAAUUUGUGUCUACAGUUGGUCGGUGUAUCAAGCUCUCGGUAUCAUGGUUCUGCUGGACCAACGCAAGGCUUGUGAAUAUCUGCAGCACGGGCGACAGGCUCGUGGAAAGUUGGGCAAAAAGGCGCGACCGUUGUUUACUGGCUGUUGUAAUAAUAAUAAUUAUAGAAUAUGGUGUUGGGAUUGGUGGGGCCUUCAUCCGGACAUGAGGCUCCG
Molecule: messenger RNA, 1112 nt
Organism: Tuber aestivum (summer truffle)
Lineage: Eukaryota; Fungi; Ascomycota; Pezizomycetes; Pezizales; Tuberaceae
Source: the annotation of a GenBank genome assembly